Molecule: messenger RNA, 270 nt
Organism: Pieris macdunnoughi
Lineage: Eukaryota; Metazoa; Arthropoda; Insecta; Lepidoptera; Pieridae
Source: the annotation of a GenBank genome assembly
AUGUUGAGAAAUCUGAAAGAAGUGUUAGCGGCGAAGGAGGCACAAUUCGAGCGAGCGAUCGCCGAAGCGAACAGCAAAGUAGACUGGGACAUUCUGCAAUUGAGACAUCUCCUGGACAAAGCAGACAUCAACUACGCGAACAAUGUGGAGAUGUUGAAUGAGAGAUUCGAAAAGGAGAAAGGUAAGGUGUACCAGCUGCCAUUCUCUACCGACCGGCAAACCUUCUGGUGUUGCGGGUGUGGUGUGGUUGACGGUAAACUUACAAUUUAA